GCGCGCCCUGCCGCCGGGUCGUCGGCCGUGUCGUCACCGCGGCGCCUAAUGGCCCGGCAGGGCUCGCGGCCGUUUAUAUAGGGUGGCCGCGCGGCAGCGGCGCCACUAGCAGACAUGGCUGCGACUCCCCGGGCGGCGCCGCUGCCCCAGCUGCUGCUGCUGGCGCUAGUGCUGCUGGCGCCAGCGGUCCGCGCCGCCGCCGCCGCCGCGCCCCUCAGGACGCCGCUGGACAGGGUGGACGUGGACAAGCUGCUGGCGAGCGCCCGCCUCGUCGAGGCGCACCUGCGCUGCGUGCUGGAGAACAGGGACUGCAACGCCGACGGCCGCGCCCUUCGCGACGUCAUCCCGCGGGUGCUGAAGACGGGCUGCAACGACUGCACGGAGCGCCAGCGGCACAACGCGACGCGCGUCAUCUGCUUCCUGAUCAAGUCGCGCCCGCGCGACUGGGCGCGCCUGGUGGCGCACUACGACGAUCACGGCGUCUACCGCAAGAAGUACCAGCACCUGCUGGAGGAGGCGCGCUGCAUCCCCAGGGAGGACAUCCCGGCCGCGCUGGGACACGCGGGGCGCUAGCGCGGCCCGGCCGCUCCGGACUUCUUGCCGCGCGCAGCCGCCUAGUUCUCACUACUCUACUGUGCGUCAUGGCAACACUGUACUGUUACACGUUAGAAGAUACCACACUAAGAAGCACUUGUCUUUAUUUCCAAUGGAGUUACAGGCGUUGGACAGACGCUCUGAACACCCAUGUGAUACACAGCCUAGAGCACCUGUGACAACAAAAACAGCCUACUCAUACCUCAUGAUUGUAGUGUGUAAACUGUUAAUGGUGUUCAAUGAAUUUUACUGCUCCCCCCUAAGACACUGUGUGAUUUAUUCAUAGACAUUAAUUGAGGCUAAACGGCCAUUACUUGUUUUUGCAAUGAGAGAGCGUUAUCGUACUGGAAUAUUCCAGUCAUCUUCUGAAAACCAUAGGACUUAUCUGCGGGCCACAAUAUUAUUGCUAAAACUAUUGGCCGUCACGGUCACAGAACUCUGCCCCUUUAGGGGGAGGAGGAGGCUGUUAAAUAUAAAUUGUUUUUCGUUUUAGUCCUAAUAUUGUCCACCAAUGCAAUAGGGGUCUGUAAACUACCAAGGUGGUUACCCUGAAAAUAGUCCUAUGCGAGGCACCAGCAGUCUGCAUUUCACUUGCAAGCGUUUCCAGUUCUCCGUAGCUGAAAGAAAACUCUCACUUGAUACUGCGAGGUAGCGAGGUAUCAGCUACUGGAAUCACGUAACCAAGAAAUGCUUAAAAAAAUCCAUAUAUUCGAAUUUUCUUUGUAUCACAGUCACAAAACAAUAACAUUUUAGGUACCGGUGACUUACUUUCUUUCCCCAGCACCUGGCACACAGUUCAGACCAAAAAUCUUAUUCGAAGUUCUGUUAAAUACACACUCUGUUUGUAUUACACACAGGUCGGGUUAGUGAAAGAUAGUUCAGCUCGCCUAAAAUUGGAAAGUGUAAUGUUUCCACUUGCAAAGCGUAUUCAGAAUGUGGAUGGCGUACAAAAGCGAGCUAAGCUGGAACGGAUGAGACAAACUCCUGUCUAAUGUUCAUACGAAGGUUCAAUGGUGUACAGUAUGAAUCAAGUACGACCAUAGCAACUUGACCCGUUCGAGCCUAGUGGGUAGGACUGUAGCUACCAUCGUAUGUGAACACACGCAAACUCCCUCACCGACUACGACUCACUGAUACCGAAUGCUAUAAUGGCGUUGCUUGUAUGCCCUUGGUACGGAGGGCAAACGAAACCAUUCUCUUUCUGACCAUCAGCGCACCCUACUAUGUGCUUGUAAAGCACCUUCCUUGUCGCAUUAAAUUUGUAAUAACUCUCCCAACCUACUGUUUGUGCGAUAAACAAUUAUUUAAAGGACAUACCAUUCAAAUUCUGUUUGCUUCAGUAAAUAUUGCUUUUACGAUUUUUAAAUAGAACUUCAAGAAGUCAUAGUCCUCCGAUCUGUGCUUUCUGUCCUCGCUGUACUAUUAAAUAAAGUAUCAAUGCCCGUAAAAUUUGGUAUCAUUUUAAAACCAAAACAAGGUGCUGUAAUAUCUAGACCCUCACUUACAUCUAAAGAGUAGAUAGUCUGCUACGUUUACCAUAUUCUAGGCCAAAAUUGGCAAUAAUUUUAAAAACUUGUAAAAUAUAGAACAUAACGCUACGGAAACUUUCAUACCAUGUCUUUGUACUAAAUCACAUUUAUUAUUAAAAUGUCAACACAGUACCUUCAAAUUUCA
Molecule: messenger RNA, 2268 nt
Organism: Schistocerca gregaria
Lineage: Eukaryota; Metazoa; Arthropoda; Insecta; Orthoptera; Acrididae
Product: ejaculatory bulb-specific protein 3-like
Exons: 2
Coding region: 115-573 (152 amino acids)
Source: RefSeq, a predicted model, not a curated record